AUGUGGCGAUUAAUUGCAAACAAAUUAAAAGAAAAUUUUGGCAUAUCCACUUCUCCCUCUCAAUGUGAGAAUAGGUGGAGAGUAGUUGAACGAAAUUAUAAGAAGUUUGUGGAUAAUAAGAACCAGACAGGAGCAGGCCGGAGAGAGUUCGAGUAUUUGGGACCGAUGGAAGAGAUUUUGGAUGAGAGAACUCUUAUACAGUCAAUUUUAAGGCAGACAAACGUGGUUAAGUACAUGGUAAGCGAUGUUCUGCAGGAAAUAAAACAAAUUAAUAAAAUUUCUUAUGUUCCGCCUGAACAGCUAUCACAGACUCUAGCCACAAGAAUAAAAGAUGCCGUGGAGCUCCCAUUAGAUAAUACUGAAAGCUUCGAAAAAUUCAAUGAAGCGUUAAAUGAAACAACUUUAUACAAUUUUGCUGUGAAUGAUCUUGCCAAGUUAGGUGGAAAAAGCAUUAAUGAUUUUAUUAAAAGAGCAUGUCUCACAUUGCUAACCCACAAAGUUGGUGCUGAAUAUAGCUACUAUGGCAAAAAAGGCAAGAAGCCUUUUUUAAAGCUAAAUGUAGCUAAAGUUUUAAUAGAAGCCUUUUUAAGGUACCCAGAUGCAACCACCAAAAUUGUAAGCGAUCUCAACAUUCUAAGGCCGCUCCUAAACCCUACCCUCCCUGCCACGGAGGACGAAAAUGACUCCGAUGGCUAUGAGGACUUUCCUCCAUUACCUACCAUCGCAGAGGUAGCGACUCGGAAGCCACCACCGCACCAGCCACUUCUCCUGUCUCUCGGCUUAGGACCCGCUCCAGGUCAAAGAGAAUCAGGAAAUCCACUAAAUCCGUCACCAAAUCGAAAACCGCCUCCAACAUAG
This is a messenger RNA of Diabrotica balteata, 858 nucleotides long. The record is from the annotation of a GenBank genome assembly. Lineage: Eukaryota; Metazoa; Arthropoda; Insecta; Coleoptera; Chrysomelidae.